Messenger RNA from Symbiodinium pilosum, 1044 nucleotides. NCBI's taxonomy places the organism in Eukaryota, Dinophyceae, Suessiales, Symbiodiniaceae. The record is from the annotation of a GenBank genome assembly.
AUGGGCACAAAGGCUUACUGGGUUCCGGAGCGUGGUGCUUCACGAGUUGCGACCUUCGCUUUCGAGUAUGCUCAAGCUCAUGGUCGGCGACAGGUCACUGCAGCACACAAGGCAAAUGUGCUGAGACUGUCCGAUACCCUGUUUCUGGAUUGUUGCCGGGACGCGGCAGCCAAGUAUCCAAACAUCACGUACACAGAGCAGCUUUGCGACUCACUGUUAACUAGCAUGGUAAUGGAGCCACGCCGCUGGGAUGUCAUUGUGUGCGAGAACCUCUACGGCGAUCUUGUGUCAGACUUGGCUGCCGGCCUGGUGGGAGGGCUGGGUUUGGCACCGUCGGCUCUGUACGGAGAUGCAGGCGUGGCAGUAUUUGAGCCUGCACACGGCAGUGCGCCAGAUAUCGCUGGCCAAGACCGCGUCAAUCCCACGUCCAUGCUGCUCUCAGCCUCACGAAUGCUUGAGUACCUUGGAAAACCUGGCGCGAGUCAUGCUCUUGAGGCAGCCCUUGCUGCCGUAAUAAGGGAGGGCGAAGACACAACACCUGAUUUGGGCGGAGCAGCAGGAACACAGCGCAUGGCCACAGCGGUCGCAGACAAGCCAGGAGACAGCCUGUCCGAGGUGCGCUAUCCAGCAGGCGUGUACUUGAAUGCCAGCUCGCUCUACGUGGUGGACUACGGAAACAGCCGUGUUCUGCAGGUGGCCAUGGGUUCCCCGACGGGACAGCGAGUUCCAGAAGGGGAGGUCCUUGAGUUGCCAAUCCUACCAACCACUGCGGCAGACAGCUUCUUUGAUAGCUUUGGGAAUUUCUACCGCGUGGACUAUGGCAACCAUCGCUUGACAGUCUGCCUUCGGCGGCUCACAUGUGUCUUCACAGCGUGCAGAGACGCAGUUCCUGCAGCCUUGCGUGGCCCAAGCUGCGGAUGCACAGAGGACCGUUCCGAUUGCCGAGAGGACUGGAUCCAUGCAUUGGUCAUUGGUCAGUGUCGCUAUCAUCUGAUGCCAAUCCAGCUUCAGAGCCGUGUGGCAGAGGUAAAGCGCCACUUCUAA